This is a messenger RNA of Protopterus annectens (West African lungfish), 2728 nucleotides long. RefSeq names its product RNA guanylyltransferase and 5'-phosphatase (gene RNGTT). Gene Ontology annotation, biological process: 7-methylguanosine mRNA capping; protein dephosphorylation. Lineage: Eukaryota; Metazoa; Chordata; Ceratodontiformes; Protopteridae. The transcript has 16 exons. Gene Ontology annotation, molecular function: mRNA guanylyltransferase activity; protein tyrosine/serine/threonine phosphatase activity; ATP binding. Bases 390 to 2189 code for a protein of 599 amino acids. The record is from RefSeq and is a predicted model, not a curated record.
UUGUGGGUAAACAUGGAGUAAUUCAACUGUGUACUUCACAUUGAUUGGAUGUUACUUGCAGUCAAAGUGUCCAAAUCAUCGAGCUGCGGCAGAGUACAGUUUGGUGGUCAUGCAUUUGUGUUAGGGGUUAGUGAUUUUAAAGAGUAUUAGAGUGUAGUUCUUAUUGCACUCUAUUUUUUAUUUAGAUCAGCUUUAAUAUUAAUAUCCCCUCACUCAGGCCGCAUACUUUUGUAAAACAGCAAUCUAAAUGGUGGGGAUAAUAAAGUGUACUAUAUUGAUAGGCAACUGUAUUUUUUAGAAGUUAAUUAUUCAUUAGCACGUGGUGGCUAAAAGCGAUAGGAGUCUGACAGUUCAAGUUUAUCUUGGAAAGUUUAUACCUAAGCUUUGAGAUGGCAUAUAAUAAGAUUCCCCCACGAUGGCUCAACUGCCCACGACGGGGACAACCUGUAGCAGGAGUAUUUUUGCCACUGAAGACCAUGUUAGGACCACAGUAUGAUGACCAAGUGCCAGAUGAGAAUCGAUUUCAUCCUAGUAUGUUGUCUAAUUAUUUAAAAAGUCUAAAGGUAAAAAUGGGUUUGCUGGUGGACUUGACAAACACAACCAGAUUCUAUGACAGAAAUGACAUAGAAAAAGAAGGAAUCCGAUAUGUUAAGCUACAGUGUAAAGGGCAUGGUGAGUGUCCUUCUCCUGAGCACACACGGAUGUUUAUCCGUCUCUGUGAAAAUUUCAUAGACAAAAACCCAUCAGAGCUUAUAGGAGUCCACUGUACACAUGGUUUCAAUCGAACUGGCUUUCUUAUCUGUGCUUAUCUUGUGGAGAGAAUGGAUUGGAGUAUUGAAGCAGCGGUUGCAGUAUAUGCCCAGUCUAGAACUCCUGGUAUUUACAAAAGUGAUUAUUUAAAAGAGUUGUUUCAUCGUUAUGGAGAUGUACAUGAUGCGCCUCCUCCACCAGAGCUACCAGAAUGGUGCCUCGAAGAUGACAAUGUGGAUGAUGAUGGAAACCCAGCUGGCCAAGAUACAGAACCUGGUUCGUCUGGGUCUGCUUCAGGCAAAAGGAAGAAGGAAAAAUUAAAACUGGGUGCAGUUUUUCUGGAAGGCAUGUCAGUUAAAGGCGUUACCCAGCUUACAACACAACCGAAAUUAGGAGAAGUAAGGAGGCUAGUCCAACUUUUCUGCGGAUGGGAAGGGUCCGGAUUUCCUGGAGCACAACCUGUUUCCAUGGAUAAGCAGAAUAUCAAAUUUUUGGAGCAGAAACUAUAUAAAGUCAGCUGGAAAGCAGAUGGAACAAGAUACAUGAUGCUGAUCAAUAAAAAAAAUGAGGUAUAUAUGAUUGAUCGAGAUAACUCUGUUUUUCGUGUGGACAAUCUGGAGUUCCCUUUUCGGAAGGAUCUUCAUGUUCAUCUUACAAACACCUUGCUGGAUGGGGAAAUGAUUAUUGACAAAGUUAAAGGACAAGCAGUUCCUCGAUAUCUAAUAUAUGACAUCAUAAAGUUCAAUAGCCAGCCUGUUGGAGAAUGUGAUUUUACUGUGCGUCUGGCAUGCAUUGAAAAAGAGAUUAUAUUCCCACGGCAUGAAAAAAUGAAAACGGGGCAUAUAGAUAAAAUGCGAGAGCCAUUCAGUGUACGAAAUAAACCAUUUUUUGACAUCCACACUUCGAGAAAGCUUCUUGAAGGAAAUUUUGCUCGGGAAGUGAGUCAUGAAGUGGAUGGACUGAUUUUUCAGCCUAAUGGACCCUACAAGCCGGGAAGAUGUGAUGACAUAUUGAAAUGGAAACCCCCUAGUCACAAUUCUGUAGAUUUUCGCCUUCAGAUCAGUAGAAUUCAAGGAGAGGGACUUCUAACUCAAACUGUUGGACUUCUUUUUGUUGGAAAUUUCAACAGGCCGUUUGCACAAAUGAAGGUAACAAAAGAUCUGAAGCAGUAUGACAACAAAAUAAUCGAAUGCAGAUUUGAAAGUAACACUUGGGUUUUCAUGAGGCAGAGAGUAGAUAAAAGCUUUCCAAACUCUUACGACACAGCUAUGGCUGUGUGUAGCAGCAUAUCUAAUCCUGUUACAAAGGAAUUCUUGUUUGACUUCAUUGACAAAUGUACGGCAAUGUCACAUUCAGAGAAAAGGAAACCUGGCCCAGAGGCAGACACAAUGCUUAUGCCUCCACCACCAUUCAAAAGGCAAAAUCACUCCAUGCCAUAAUUGUAGAGGUCGAACAUGUGACACAUGUGUACUCUGAUUUAUCAAUGCAGUAAAAAUGUACAGGAUAAAACUAUUCCUUAUGACAGUAUGAACAGUAAAAAAAAAUCGACCAUCACUGACUGCUCCGUACAUUCUCGUGGAUAUUUUCAGUUUUCUUCUCCUUGCUUGGUUACUGGAUGGUCCACUAAAAAUCUGCUCAUGUUUCAUUGAAACCUUGCACACUAUGGAAAAUGAACUCUAGAACUUGCCAGCUGUUCCGGAUUACAUCUGGUUCACCUAUUGUCAAUGAGGACAUGGAACAUUUUGUGGUGAAAAUAUUUUCGAAACAGAGCUGUCAUAAAGUUAGGAUUUAUUCAUUCCUUUUAUGAGUCAUCAUGAAUCUUGUUUUACCUCUAGGAAGAUACAUGUGAAGGCCCGCAACAGGUUUUCGUUGUGUUAUUUUGAGUUUUGAAAAUAUUUGAAUGAUAUGUAAAAUUUUAAUUCGUUAUCCUGUUACACAGUUCUUUUUUAAAUAUUAAAAAGGCAUUUAGUUACCUUUA